UGGGUGGGGGUUGCUCUGGGAAGGGCACAGAACAAGGACAGCUUGUUUCUCCUCACCCAGACGGUGAUCAUCGGCUCCUACCUGAUUGCACACGGUUUCUUCAGCGUCUAUGGCAUGUGUGUGGACACGCUGUUCCUCUGCUUCUGUGAGGACCUGGAAAGGAAUGACGGCUCUCAGGAGCGACCCUACUUCAUGUCGCCCGAGCUGAGAGACAUCCUGUUGAAGGGGAGUGCGGAGGAGGGGAAGCGGGCAGAAGAUGAGGAGUAGACAGGGAGGGAGGCUGGCGUGGGGGCCAGGUUUCUUCCGUGUAGAUUGGGGGUGCAUGAAGCGGGAGGCUUCCUGGCCUGGGAUUGUGGGGAUCCUGUGUGUCCCUCGGAGCCCAUCACAGUCCGCCCUUCUCUGGUCCCAGUGUGUCUGCUUUCUAACCCUCUGAGGCUUCUCUGUGACCCUCGUCCACCCUCCCUGUCCCCGGUGGCCCCUGCCUGUGAGCUCCCCUCAUGCCUCCUGCUCUGGGACCUCUCUCCACAGUGGAGGACCUGGAGAGGAAUGAUGGCUCGGCCGAGAGGCCUUACUUCAUGUCUUCCACCCUCAAGAAACUCUUGAACAAGACCAACAAGAAGGUAGCGGAGUCCUGAAGGCCCCGUGCUCCCCACUUCUCGUGGAGCCUCAUGCCGCAGGGUGCUCAGUAGCAGGGUGUGUUCCCCCGACCCCUUGGGCUCACCCAAAGUCCUAUCACUGCCGCUCUGCCCAUCCCCAUGAGCCAGAUCCCACCAGUUUCUGGACAUGGAGAGUCUGGGGUAUCUCCUUCUUAUGCCAAGGGGCGCUUGGAGUUUUCACAGCUGCCCCUCAAGACUGCGAGAAAUGAGUUCAAAUCCAGUGGGGCCUCUUGAUGUCCGGGAUGUUGUCCGACCACCGCAAGCUCCCUCGUACUUCCGGUUCCCACUGACAUGACAACGGGCCAGACCACAAGGAUAGUGUUUGUGUCUGAGGGAGCUGCUGGCCACAGUGAACACCCACGUUUAUUCCUGCCUGCUCCAGCCAGGACUGACCCCCUUCUCCACACCUGAACAGUUGGCGUAAGAGCCACCAGAAGCAUUUCUUUAUUAUUUUUUAACCUGGACGUGCAUUAAAGGGUCUAUUAGCUUUUUUUUUUCCAUCUGUCUCAACAGCUGAGAUGGGGCCGCCAAGGAGUGCCUUUCUUUUGCUCCCUCCUAGCUGGGAGUGGCUGGGGUGGGAGUGUGUGUGCCCAGGUGGGGGUGUCUCCUGGCUGGGAAGGAGGGAGAGGGAGGGACAUUUUUACGGAGGUGGUUGGCAGUGGGGAGGAGGUGGUUGGCAGUGGGGAGCGGGCUGGAGAGGAGAUCACUAAUAGCUGUUUAAUGGAAACCUGCUGGGCUGGAUGGAGUUAGGCUGAAUUUCCCGACUUCCUCUGCCAGUUAUUGACACAGCUCUCUUUGUAAGAGAGGAAAGAAACAACCACCCAAGGGAUGAUUUCAGGGGGAAAGGUGGAGGGCAGAUGCCCGGGGCAAACCGGGCCCCUCUGCCCACGCACCUCACUUGAUGAUACUUUUGCCAAACUUGUUGAACUUGGGGGACCUGGCUUCCCAGUGGCCCCUUUGCCAUAUUCCAAAGCCCCCUCAGACUUAACAUCUCUGCUCAUCAGCACUGUCCCAGGAUCCUGGAGAGGGAGAACCCCGGCCCCAGGAGGAAGGGGGGCGGUCUCCCAUUUCCUGUACCUGCGCCAGCCCUGCCCCCACUGCGUCUGCACAACCCUGCGUGUAACUGCAUUCCAACCACUAAUAAAGUGCCUAUUGUACAGGUC
Messenger RNA from Sapajus apella (tufted capuchin), 1819 nucleotides. Its product is annotated as choline transporter-like protein 2. NCBI's taxonomy places the organism in Eukaryota, Metazoa, Chordata, Mammalia, Primates, Cebidae. The transcript has 2 exons. Gene Ontology annotation, biological process: transmembrane transport; choline transport. The record is from RefSeq and is a predicted model, not a curated record. Gene Ontology annotation, cellular component: membrane. Gene Ontology annotation, molecular function: choline transmembrane transporter activity. The annotation marks the transcript as partial.